This is a messenger RNA of Schistosoma haematobium, 1397 nucleotides long. RefSeq names its product Glutaredoxin 3, variant 2. Gene Ontology annotation, molecular function: disulfide oxidoreductase activity. Lineage: Eukaryota; Metazoa; Platyhelminthes; Trematoda; Strigeidida; Schistosomatidae. The transcript is spliced from 4 exons. The record is from RefSeq and is a predicted model, not a curated record. The coding region runs from base 969 to 1313 and encodes 114 amino acids.
UCGUAUUAUCAGGUCACAAAUUCGGUUAGUAGGUGUCGUUAUGUUCUUCAUAAAUGUCGAGUAAACUCACUGGAAUGAAUAAACUAAAGAAAGAAAUAUAUUUGUUGUCAGUUGAAAACCCCAUAUUUGUGUAGAUUUGUUUCAAAUGAUUUUUUGUACCCCCAGGGUAUUUCAAACUGUCACGUUUACGAAGUUGGGUUGCGUUAAACAGCAGACUUUAUAAUGAUUUUGUAAUAAUACUUUUCCCAGAAGGCCUUAGCAGGUUUGUUCAUAACCAAUGUUACAGUCGUAGUUGUAUAUUCUUUGACCUUGUUUUUACUUUACAAACAGUCAAUAGGAACACAUCUGUGCAUCGUGUUACACAAUGUCUCUCGUUGUUGUCGAUGAUGAAAUCGAACUCCGAAGGUUGAUAAAAAAUGAGCGAAAACUAGUAGUUUUCUUCUCGUCCCCUAAUGUGCCUCAAUGCGAUCAGGUACAUAAUGCCCUAAAAACACUGAAGGAAGAUACAGUGAAUUCAGAAAUUUUGUUCGUCCAUGUAAGUUGCCCACCGUUUUUUUGGCGGAUGCAGAACAGCUGACCACCAGUUAAGGUCGGUUGUUUACAAUUCGCCGUACACUAAGCGCAUUUGCUCCUAGCCAGCUGUUUCAAUACAUUAGCUAGGCUCUCAUUUAAAUGCUACAGUACUAAUUAUUCACUUAUAAAUUAAAACUAGUCCUGCUAAUUUUAGUCUAAAAACCUACUGGUACAAUUAAUUUCCAGUAAAAGUAACAGUUCAGUGCACUUGUUUCUGUGGUACUAUGAAGUUGUACUCUUUGUGCGCUUCCAAUUUCUAGGUGGAUGCGGAGGCCGUUUCUGAGGUUUCAAAACAACUGAAAAUAAUUUCUGUUCCUACAGUUUUAUUCUUUCAGUCAAGUGAGGAAAUCAGUCGCGUUCAUGGUGCAUCUAUUCCUGAUGUUACAAAAUCUGUCAUGAAUUUGCAAUCAGCACCCGCUAAUGGUUUAUCCAAUGAUCUUUCAUCACAUCUUCACUCUUUAAUUAAUAAGGCACCAGUCAUGCUUUUUAUGAAGGGUAGCCCCGAAGAACCCCGAUGUGGAUUUAGCCGCCAGAUCGUCAGUAUUUUGCGUUCUAAUAAUGCUAAGUUUGAAACAUUUGAUAUCUUACAAGAUGAAGUGGUUCGACAAGGUUUGAAGUCCUAUUCCAAUUGGCCAACCUACCCACAAUUAUACGUGAAGGGCGAGUUAGUGGGUGGCGUGGAUAUCGUAAGAGAGUUAGCCGAUUCAGGAGAGUUAGCACAAAUGUUGGUAGUUCCGUGAAUGUGGCAAAUAAAACACCUUCUUUCUUCCAAACCUCUGCCAUUUAUUGUAUUUUUAAAUGUAAUAUAACCUUAUUGAAUUGGA